This is a messenger RNA of Galeopterus variegatus (Sunda flying lemur), 1107 nucleotides long. RefSeq names its product neurexin-1-like. The record is from RefSeq and is a predicted model, not a curated record. Bases 100 to 1107 code for a protein of 335 amino acids. The transcript has a single exon. NCBI's taxonomy places the organism in Eukaryota, Metazoa, Chordata, Mammalia, Dermoptera, Cynocephalidae.
UGCCCUUUCUCUUCGGACCCUUAUUUCUUCCUCACGGUGCCCAGGCCCAUUUUGACCCUGUCGGCCCCGGCACCCCUCCGCCGCACCCCAGCCCCGAGCAUGGGGACGGCGCUUCUCCAGCGCGGGGGCUGCUUUGUCCUGUGCCUCUCGCUGCUGCUCCUGGGCUGCUGGGCAGAGCUGGGCAGCGGGCUGGAGUUCCCGGGCGCCGAGGGCCAGUGGACGCGCUUCCCCAAGUGGAACGCCUGCUGCGAGAGCGAGAUGAGCUUCCAGCUCAAGACGCGCAGCGCCCGCGGCCUGGUGCUCUACUUCGACGACGAGGGCUUCUGCGACUUCCUGGAGCUGAUCCUGACGCGCGGCGGCCGCCUGCAGCUCAGCUUCUCCAUCUUCUGCGCCGAGCCCGCCACGCUCCUGGCCGACACGCCGCUCAAUGACGGCGCCUGGCACACCGUGCGCAUCCGCCGCCAGUUCCGCAACACCACGCUCUUCAUCGACCAGGCGGAGGCCAAGUGGGUGGAGGUCAAGUCCAAGCGCAGGGACAUGACGGUGUUCAGCGGCCUGUUCGUCGGCGGGCUGCCCCCGGAACUGCGCGCCGCGGCCCUCAAGCUCACGCUGGCCUCGGUGAGGGAGCGGGAGCCCUUCAAAGGGUGGAUUCGCGACGUGAGGGUCAACUCGUCGCAGGUCCUGCCCGUGGACAGCGGCGAGGUGAAGUUGGACGACGAGCCGCCCAACAGCGGCGGCGGGAGCCCGUGCGAGGCGGGCGACGAGGGCGAGGGCGGGGUGUGCCUCAACGGGGGCGUGUGCUCCGUGGUGGACGACCAGGCCGUGUGCGACUGCUCGCGGACCGGCUUCCGCGGCAAGGACUGCAGCCAAGGUAAGGCCCGACGCCCGGGCCACCGACCGGGGGCCACGGCCUGGGCAGGGCGUGAGGUGGGCAGGGCGAGGCAGGCGGGGCCGGGCUGGUGCAUGGGGUCUUCCUUCUCUGGACAGUUUGUGGCAGUUCGUUUCGAGGUGAAGGCCUGUUUCUGGAGGCCUCUCUGCCUCACCACCUCCCACAGCUCCUCCAUUGCCAUCCUCUUAAUGACCGAGCAGCCCCAACUCCGAGGUUGA